This is a messenger RNA of Aphanomyces astaci, 1905 nucleotides long. RefSeq lists its product as hypothetical. The record is from RefSeq and is a predicted model, not a curated record. The transcript is spliced from 5 exons. Gene Ontology annotation, molecular function: metal ion binding; acid phosphatase activity. NCBI's taxonomy places the organism in Eukaryota, Oomycota, Saprolegniomycetes, Saprolegniales, Verrucalvaceae. The coding region runs from base 95 to 1504 and encodes 469 amino acids.
GUCCAUUGAAUUUCAUGCGCACAACUGAUGUCGCAUCUUAUCCAAAUCUUGUUUUGGCCUGUCGAGGGUAGGGUGACAACACCACAAGUGUGUCAUGCGCAUUGUUCGUGCCGCCGCCGCUGUCGUCGUUUCUACGGUUGUCACAACUGUGGCCGCGUCGUCUCCACGUGUUUCCCAGGUUCAUCUAGCCCUCACAAACGCCGUGCAAGACUGUCCGAAUGGGGUUGCCAUCUCAUUUGCGUCGCCAGUGGCGGCCCCGUACGACGUCCAGUACGCCAUUCAAGGCCACGACAAUUGGAGUGUCCGCGCUAGCACCAGCGACUCGUAUCAUGUCAAAGCAGGGCGAUAUUCGUACCAGUCGCCGCACCUGCACACGGCCUACGUGUGCGACCUGCUGCCGCAAACGACUUAUGUGUACUCGAUUGACAACUCGACCAAACAUUUGUUUGUGACGCCGCCAAUGGUCGGUAGCCGUGACGCGCCCACCGUCAUUGGGGUAGUGGGCGAUCCAGGGGACACGAGCGACAGCUCCAAGACGUUGCACAGCCUUGGCCAAGCGUACCGGGGCUUGGCAACCCAGGCGAUUGUGAUUGCGGGAGACUAUAGCUACGCGAACGGGGAGCACGAAAUAUGGGACAAAUGGUAUACCGUGCAAGAAGACGUGUUUUCCCGUGUGCCGCAGCUGGGCAUCAAUGGCAACCACGAAACCAUAUCGAGUCAUGGCCACACCCCCGACUCCCCCUACGCCAACGAGUUUGAAGGGGAAGACUAUGUGGCGUACUUGAAACGUACGGUGACCCCGCUGUCCGUCGAGGCCAAGGCGGCCAAGCGGACGUACUACUCGUUUGAUCUGGGGGUCGUGCACUUGGUUUUUCUCGACGAUUACGUUGGUUCCCAAGGCAACGCCAUCAACACUGUUGGCACAGUGACGUGGCAACACGAGCGGGAGUUGCAACUGUCGUGGCUCGAAACCGACUUGGGUCAUGUGAACCGCACAUUGACUCCUUGGGUGGUUGUGAUCAAGCACAAUCCGUUCUACAACACGUGGAUGGACCAUCAAUGCCAAUGCUCCAAGCGCAAAUACGUGGUUGCCCCAGAGGACGUGGAAGCGUGCUGGGGGGGGCACUACGUGGCUGGGUCCCCCAUGUACGAGCCAGCGUGUGGACUGCAAGCCAAGUUUGAGCGUCUGUUUGUCCAACAUGGGGUGAAUGUGGUCAUGGCGGGCCAUGUCCACGGGUACGAGCGCACAGCGCCGAUUGUCGACAACGAAUUCAACGCCGACAAGGGCGUGGUAUAUGUGACCACAGGCGCCGGCGGCAACUACGAAGGCCAUGCGGGGCCACGGGUACCCGGGGCAGUCCCGACUUGGUCGCGAAGGGCCAACAACAAGGUGUAUGGUGCCGCUAAAGUCGUGGCGACGUACGAUUGGCUCGAGUUGCUCUGGUUUGCAAAUACCAAGGCCAGUGACCCGUGGGAUGCAGUUACGUUGACAAGAAGACAGUAACUAGCGUUAGCUUUAAAGCGUUUGAUAAGGCUACUGGUAACGUUAGCACGAAUCCCAGCCAAGGAAUGGAAUAGAGCCAGCCACCAGUACUUUAUAUUCAGUUGUGUGAAUACUGUAAAUACUGAAGAUAUACAAACAACAUUGAGUUGGGUGGUUGUGGGUUUAUUAUAUAUUAUAUGGCGGCGUUAUGGCGAAUAUUAGCACGUGAUUAACGCUGUAAAUUGAUGGUCAGUGUAACUAUGACAUGAAAAAGCAUCAUGUUCGAGCCGUCGCCAAGACGGAAACGACCCGGUCAAGGUAUUACGUUGUCCUCCCCCCAUCAAAUCGUCGUGUCGAUCUAUAUAUAUAUAUAUAUAAAUACAUUGGUUUUCAGACCAAAAUUGAAAAGUUACACAUGGUUA